AGCUCAAGGUGGGUGAUGUGGUACCGGCCACUUCCCUUCCACAGCACUAGCCAGUCUGGUUUCUGAUCCAUCAUGGGUUGGUGGUGAGAGACUGUUACUACCCGCUGUUGGCUGUUCGGCAGCCUGCAUGCAAAAAGCUGAGUUGCUGGGUCCGGUUCCUAGUGGACACUGAGCAAAAGUUAAUCCUCCUUGUGAGGGAAGGUGCAUUUUAUAGGUGGAGAAAUCGAGAUGCAGGCAAGCUUAGUGACCUAACUGUGUCUGCAGAGUGAGGCGAUAGGUUGGUGAUGACAGCUGGAGAGUGAGAGAGGCCAGCCUGAUCCAGUGGGUGAAAUUUGAAGCUAAACAAACUGGAAAUAAGGUUGGAUAGCGCUAUACAAUGGAAAUCAGCCACUCUGUCAAAGAGCGCACCAUUGCUGAGAACAGCCUGGUUAUCCUACUCCAAGGCAUCCAUGGCUAUAUCACCACAGUUGACCUUCGCGACGAGAGCACAGCAGUGGGCCGCAUCACCAAUGUGGAUGCCUUCAUGAACAUUCGCCUGUCCGAAGUGACCUUCACAGACAGACAAGGCAGAGUCUCCCAGCUGGAUGACCUGUUUGUGACGGGCAGGAAUGUUCGCUACGUCCAUAUCCCUGAUGAAGUGGAUAUCAGGGCCACAGUGGAGAAGCAGCUGCAGUUGAUCCACAAAGUACGCUACUUUGGUGGCAGAGACAAAGGGAGAAAGGAAUUCCCUACAGCAAAGUACAAGUAAACUCUCCAGCCUCAAAGUAGGGAUUUCAACACCUUUGUAACAUCACUCCCGCUUGGGUACAGGAAACCUUCCUGUCUCUCUUGCUGCGGUUUUAAAGAACAAGCAUGUCUGAGAGAUUCUCCUGUUUGGUUGGUUAUUUCAAAUUCCUCCUGUCAGUUAUAGAGAUUUGGUUUUGAUUUCUUAAGGUAGCUUCCAGAUGCUGGUGUUACAGUGAGAGGAAAUGCAGAAAUCUGUACGUUUUUAAAAAAAAAAA
Molecule: messenger RNA, 1001 nt
Organism: Pelodiscus sinensis (Chinese soft-shelled turtle)
Lineage: Eukaryota; Metazoa; Chordata; Testudines; Trionychidae
Gene: LSM10
Product: LSM10, U7 small nuclear RNA associated
Biological process (GO): mRNA 3'-end processing by stem-loop binding and cleavage
Cellular component (GO): nuclear body; cytoplasmic U snRNP body
Molecular function (GO): U7 snRNA binding; histone pre-mRNA DCP binding
Source: RefSeq, a predicted model, not a curated record